Messenger RNA from Neospora caninum, 1623 nucleotides. RefSeq lists its product as hypothetical. Lineage: Eukaryota; Apicomplexa; Conoidasida; Eucoccidiorida; Sarcocystidae. The record is from RefSeq and is a predicted model, not a curated record. Gene Ontology annotation, biological process: isocitrate metabolic process. Gene Ontology annotation, molecular function: magnesium ion binding; NAD binding; isocitrate dehydrogenase (NADP+) activity. Bases 1 to 1623 code for a protein of 540 amino acids. The transcript has 7 exons. Gene Ontology annotation, cellular component: mitochondrion.
AUGUCCGCUAGGGCGACAAGCCCCGCUCUGCCCCCCCCUUCUCUCAAUUCCGCCUCUCGCUCUGCACUCUCGACGAAAGGCACCUGCGGCGGCCGACCGGGACUGUCUUCUUCCCCGCUUUGCAGCGCGGUUUCCUCACUUCCUUCUUCCCUUUCUUCCGGACUGGGACUUUCUCCAGUCCAACCUGGAAAGAAUGGUUCCCGCCCUGCGCAGCCGCAGCCCCCGUCUCGGUUCUUCGCCUCCAGCGUGGCGACGGGCGGGGCGUUUAACUUGGAGGGGAAAAUCCAGGUUGCGAACCCAGUUGUGGAGAUGGACGGCGACGAAAUGACCCGGAUUCUUUGGGCGUGGAUCAAAGAAAAGCUCUUGUUCCCGUACCUUGAACUCCCGCUCGAGUACUACGACUUGAGCGUCACGAACCGCGACCAGACGGAAGACAAGGUGACUCUGGAGGCUGCAGAGGCCAUUAAAAAGUGCCACGUCGGGAUCAAGUGUGCAACAAUCACGCCCGACGAAGGACGCGUCAAGGAAUUCAAUUUGAAGAAGAUGUGGAAAAGCCCAAACGGCACGAUCAGGAAUAUUUUGGACGGCACGGUCUUUCGCGCCCCCAUCUUGAUCAGCAACGUACCGCGCUUGGUGCCUGGAUGGAAAAAGCCGAUUGUGAUUGGUCGUCACGCCUACGGUGACCAGUACAAGGCAGAGUCGCUCGUCUGCGAAGGCCCAGGAGACUUCACCAUUUCCUUCACCCCUGCUGGAGGUGCACGCGUGGAGAAGAAAGUUUUCUCUUUCAGCGGCCCCGGCGUCAUGCUCGGCAUGUACAACACAGAAGCCAGCAUCCGCGGAUUCGCUCUCAGCUCCUUCAAAUUCGCGCUGCAACAGAACAUGCCGCUGUACUUGAGCACGAAGAACACGAUUCUGAAGCAGUACGACGGCAUGUUUAAAGACAUUUUCCAGGCGUAUUACGAUGAGCAAUUUAAGCCCUUGUUCGAGAAGCAAGGCAUUUGGUACGAACACCGAUUGAUCGAUGAUAUGGUGGCUCAGGCUCUCAAGUCGGAGGGUGGAUUUGUCUGGGCGUGCAAGAACUACGAUGGCGAUGUCCAGUCCGAUAUUGUCGCCCAGGGCUACGGGUCGCUGGGUUUGAUGACCUCCAUUCUGGUCUGCCCAGACGGGAAGACGGUCGUGAGUGAGGCUGCGCACGGCACCGUCACGCGCCACUACCGUCAACACCAGAAAGGGCAGAAAACAUCGACGAAUCCCAUCGCCUCGAUCUUCGCCUGGACUCGUGGCCUGGCUCACAGGGCGAAGCUGGACGGCAACGACCGCCUGGGACAGUUCUGCCUCGCUCUCGAGCGCGCGUGCAUCCAGACAGUUGAGAACGGCGCGAUGCCGAAGGACCUCGCGAUCUGCGUCAAAGGCGCCGACAAAGUUACGGCCAACGACUACCUGACAACUGAGGAAUUCAUGGAUGCGAUUUCCGACACUCUCAAGAUGAACUUGAUCACCCACCAAGCCCCGCAGGCUGACCAAGUUGUUGGUGGGAAGCUCUCGAACUCGAACUGGGAACACUACGCGGCUUCCGAGCACAACUCCUCAGUAGACGAUCAUGAUGACAACCAGCGACGAUGA